UUCAAAGUCACUUCUCUCAUUUUGGUCCCAAAUUUCCUAAAGCUUUCCAGUUUCCACAUUUCCCCUUAAAAUUUUCCAUAUCCUAAAAGGAAAUUAAUUCUUUCAAAAACCAUAAUUUUAUCACCGAUGGAGAAGCUACAAAAGAUGGUAUCCGAGAAACCUGUUGUGAUCUUCAGCAAGAACUCGUGCUGCAUGUCCCACUCAAUCAAGACUCUCUUCGUCGACUUUGGCGUGAACCCAACGAUCUAUGAAUUAGAUGAGAUCAACAGAGGUAAGGAGAUAGAACAAGCACUAGCUCAGCUAGGCUGCAGCCCGACUGUUCCUGUGGUGUUCAUAGGAGCCCAACUCGUUGGUGGAGCCAAUCAAGUCAUGAGUCUUCAUCUCAAUCGCUCUCUCGUCCCAAUGCUUAAGCGCGUUGGAGCGCUAUGGGUUUGAUAAUAAACGCACACAAUAGAAAAAUCCGCAUCAAGUCACUUAGUCACCUAGCCUAAGUAUGUACCUUGCAAAUUAUUCUAAUAUUUUGUAAGAACAAGAUGAAACUAAAAAAUUAGAUCAUCCACACAUAUAUUUUAACUAAAUCUUUCUAAGUUUUGAUGAGAUAAAUUAUGAAUGUACCUAUUUUUAAAACGUGCAAUUAUUAAAGGCAGCUUGAGUCUUUCC
Messenger RNA from Raphanus sativus (radish), 660 nucleotides. Its product is annotated as monothiol glutaredoxin-S4-like. The coding region runs from base 127 to 435 and encodes 102 amino acids. The record is from RefSeq and is a predicted model, not a curated record. The transcript has a single exon. NCBI's taxonomy places the organism in Eukaryota, Viridiplantae, Streptophyta, Magnoliopsida, Brassicales, Brassicaceae.